AUGGCAGAUUUGCUCGUAACAAAAGACAGAUUCUUGGAGACUGUAUGUCUUGCCAUCAAGUCCAGCUUCGCGCUCCAUGAAACCAUACGUCGCUUCCGAGAUGAAAGAGCUCUCAAAACGGAGCUCAGGGAACUGAUUAGAGUCUCUGGCUCCCUUGUAGAGACAUUCCUCGACAGUCCAAUCCUCUUUCUCGACAGCUCUACCCUCAAUUUAUCUCUUCUCGUGGGACUACUCCAGCGCUGUAGCCAGGCAUGCGAUGAUCGGGCGACGCAGAUACGUCUUCAGCAGGACGUCGAAUUCACAGCUCGGCUAGCUGUAUAUCGGUUUAGUGUUAGUAUUGCCUUAGUAGAUGCAGGCCUGCGCCGGGUUGAUAUUUCCUUUGAGAAUCUCGACACCUAUAGCGACACGGUUUUCGAUACCGCAGACCACUUGAGGGCCUACCUCGAAGAUCUCCGCAAGCAGAUUGAGCGCCUCGGGACUGCCAUGGGCUUGCAAGCGAUAUUCCAAGAAUGGGGAAACACUCUGGAAGUUCUCCACUGGUGUGACCAGCUGAAUGCGCGGCUUCAGGAAAGGAGAAACACUCUGGAAGUUCUCCACUGGCAGCUGAAUGCUCGGAUCGCCAAAUCUCAAUCAGUAUCAGCAGAGCACAUGCAUUCUCCAGGCCGUACAUCGGCACGCAAUGUUCUUCAACGUUUUCCGCGCGAGAUUGUUCUGUCUCUCAUAGAUCUUUUCCACGACCAAGACACACAACUCCAGGAGACGGUAGACAGUUACAGCCAGUGGGCAAAUGUCAGACGCAACAGUGACGUCUUGUAUCAAAAGUCUCGCACAGCUUAA
Messenger RNA from Colletotrichum truncatum, 837 nucleotides. The record is from RefSeq and is a predicted model, not a curated record. NCBI's taxonomy places the organism in Eukaryota, Fungi, Ascomycota, Sordariomycetes, Glomerellales, Glomerellaceae.